Molecule: messenger RNA, 525 nt
Organism: Colossoma macropomum (tambaqui)
Lineage: Eukaryota; Metazoa; Chordata; Actinopteri; Characiformes; Serrasalmidae
Product: gamma-crystallin M3-like
Exons: 3
Coding region: 1-525 (174 amino acids)
Biological process (GO): lens development in camera-type eye; visual perception
Molecular function (GO): structural constituent of eye lens
Source: RefSeq, a predicted model, not a curated record
AUGGGCAAGGUCAUUUUCUAUGAGGAAAGAAACUUUCAAGGUCGCUCCUAUGAGUGCAGCAGUGACUGCUCUGAUAUAUCUACCUACCUCAGCCGCUGCAACUCAUGUAAGGUCGAGAAUGGUUGCUUUAUGGUCUAUGACGACUCCAACUUUAUGGGAAACCAGUACUUUAUCAAGAGGGGAGAGUAUUCAGACUACACGUGCAUGGGCAUGAGAGACUCCAUUCGCUCCUGUCGCCUGAUUCCACAGCACAGAGGAGCUUUCAGAAUGAGGGUCUAUGAGAGGGAGGACUUUUCUGGACAGAUGCACGAGCUGAUGGAUGACUGCGAUUCCCUUCACGAGCGCCUCCGCAUGUCAGAUUGCCAGUCCUGCCAGGUGAUGGAUGGUCACUGGCUCAUGUAUGAGCAGCCCCACUACAGAGGCAGGAUGAUGUACAUGAGGCCUGGAGAAUACAGGAGCUUCAGAAACCUGGGGAUAAGUAACGUGAAAUUCAGCUCUGCCAGAAGAAUCACUGACUUUUGUUAG